Chilo suppressalis (striped riceborer) is the source of this 896-nucleotide messenger RNA. The record is from the annotation of a GenBank genome assembly. Lineage: Eukaryota; Metazoa; Arthropoda; Insecta; Lepidoptera; Crambidae.
UUCCGUUUCCGCAGUUUGACAGUUCUUUUUGGUAAAGUCUCCCGAAAAUGAAGGCUAAAGGAGAGGUAAGAUUCGUGAAAUUCGGAAAUAAUUCUUUCAUAGAACCUGAAAUCACAACAAAAAUAGUGAGCUACUUCCUAAAAGCAGAUCUCAGAACUAUAUGAAUCCUAUAGUGUACAGAAAGUGAUAAAAAUUGGAUAUCUUGGAAGCAGCAUACACGUUGUCGAUACAAUGUGCCGAUGAUGUUUAUUACACGAAACUCUUUUUUUAUUAGACUAUCUUGUUUACUCUUAGUUAUAAUCAUAUUUUGAAAGUGGAAAUAUGUCGCAUGAAAAGUAUUGUUGAAGGAAUAUGAAGUCAUUGGACGCAAGCUCCCAUCGGAGAGCGAGCCCAAGCCACCACUAUAUAAGAUGAGGAUCUUCUCUCCAGAUCAAAUUGUGGCAAAAUCUCGCUUCUGGUAUUUCCUUCGCCAAUUGAAGAAGUUCAAGAAGACUACUGGUGAAAUUGUCUCCAUUAAGGAAAUUGCUGAAAAGAGUCCCAUCAAGAUCAAGAACUUCGGUAUCUGGCUGCGUUAUGAGUCCCGAUCAGGUGUACACAAUAUGUACCGUGAAUACCGCGACCUCAGUGUUGGCGGUGCGGUCACACAGUGCUACCGCGACAUGGGCGCGAGGCACAGAGCGCGUGCUCACUCUAUACAGAUUAUCAAAGUGGAGGUGAUCAAGGCAUCAGCCUGCCGCCGGCCGCAAGUGAAGCAGUUCCACAACAGCACCAUCAGAUUCCCGCUACCCAAGCGUGUGCAUCACCACAAGCGUCUCAAUACCUUUGCAUACAAGAGGCCCAACACUUACUUCUUGUAAUUUUACUGUUCUCAUAACAAUAAAAUCCAUGUAAUGUGG